CUCAUACUUGUUGCCACCCGCCGCCAGAAAUCCAGAUGAUGAAGCCGAAUAACUGAGCAGAGAGAGGGCAGGAGAAGAAGGGGAGUGAACCAUGGAGUGAACCUCCCAAACUCUCGGUAACUAGCUAGCUUCCAUCAGCCUCAACUUACAAGACAUGUCGUGCUGCCAGCCUGUUCUCUGACACAGAAAGGAAAACGGAUACUCAGCUGUUUUUGUAAGAAUGGUGCACACUAACCGGGAUACUCUGAUGUAUUGACUCUGUUGAACAUCUACCCACGUCCAGCGACAACAACCACCGCUGGCUAACAUCGGUUAGCAUUAGCACCCCACCACCGAACAGCUAUCAUCCCGGAAGGCCGCCGCACCGGGUGGGAAUUUAACUUUCUCUCUCCGUGUCUGGACUCAAAGAACACUAACCCAUGAUAAAUGGCCAUUUGUCAUAUAUCGGUAAGGAUGGAGUCCUCUCUGGGAAUAUGCACCGAGGAUUGUUUGGCAACUGUGAAAGCUCAGCAGCUGAGGGCUGGCCAGAAGGAGCCCAGACUUCUGUCUCUAUUAGAGCGCAGUGGAGAAUUUAUAUUUCGUGUUUUCGCCAACCCUGAUGCUGUCGUGUCUCGUCCAGUCGCUGAGCUGUCUAUACCCAUCAAUGGUCACUUUGACAUUUUGCAAGAGGCUGCAGAGGCUCUUCUUAUUAACUUAGAAACAUCUUGCAUUAGGAUACGAAUCAAAGGCGAGAAAGCUCCAGAGCUGCUGUUAGAGCUGCAGAACGAUGAUCGGACUCAGACCUUCCUCAUCCAGGUGAAGAGUGCUCAGCAACAAGUUGAAUCCAUACUCAAGAAACCCAAAACCAUGGAGCCCCUUGCACCAACAGUCCUGAGGAGCCCAGUCCCCAUCCCACCGCAGAGAGCAAACAAGACGGUGAACUCAGUGGGCUCUGGGGUCAACCCCCCCAAAUUGACCACUGCACUGCCUCCCAACCUCAACAAUAGCAGGUCAACUAAUAAGACAGAUUCAGUUCAAUCACUCGCGUCAGACUUUGGCUUCGAGGACAACUUCAACCACGCUCUCAAAGUGGAGGAAAAGAAGAACCACCAGAACCGCAUAGUUGCUGUUAGAGAUCCUCCUCCGGUUCCCCCUCUACCUCCUCGCAAAGCCUCCCAGGCUCCAUCCAAUCCUCUGCCUCCUCCACCAAUCCCUAAAGACAGAGUUGUCUCCCUACAGACCAGAGAAAACUCCCGACCGGAUAGUUUCAGGUCAGGGUUUGAUCGCGGCGACAGGCCCAUGUCUUGGUGUGAAAGCCCCACCACCAACAGCAUGAGACAGGCCAUGUUCUCCAGCCAGGCGGGACAGAGAGAAUACCUCAUCAAGCACCGCCUGGGCAAGAAGGAGAACGAGUUCGUGGACAUCCAGAACUUCAGGAUUUUCACAGGAACGUGGAACGUGAACGGCCAGGCUCCGGACAGCAGCCUCGAGCCGUGGCUCUGCAGCGACACAGAGCCUCCAGAUCUCUAUGCUCUGGGUUUUCAAGAGUUGGACCUGAGCACUGAAGCUUUCUUCUACAUGGACUCAUCCAAAGAGCAGCUGUGGGUCGAAGCUAUAGAGAGGUGCUUGCCCUCAAAAUUCAAAUACAAAAGGGUCCGGAUCAUACGACUUGUCGGGAUGAUGCUUGUGAUCUUCGUCAAAAAGAUGCACAAGAACCACAUAAAAGAAGUGGCUGCAGAGCAUGUGGGGACGGGAAUCAUGGGGAAAAUGGGGAACAAAGGAGGUGUGGCAGUGAGGUUUGUUUUCCACAACACUAGCUUCUGCAUCGUGAACUCCCAUCUAGCAGCACACGUUGAAGACUUUGAGCGCCGCAACCAGGACUAUAAAGACAUCUGCGCCCGCAUGACCUUCCACUUCUGGACCACCCCCCCUCUCAGCAUCGUCAAACACGAUGUAGUAAUCUGGCUCGGGGAUUUGAACUACCGUCUGUGUUUGUACGAUGCUGCUGAGGUCAAACAUCACAUUGCUCAGAAUGACCUAAAAAAGCUUCAGGAUGUUGAUCAGCUGAACAUUCAGAGGCAGACAAAGAAAGCCUUCACAGACUUCAUAGAGGGAGAGAUCAACUUCAUUCCCACGUACAAGUACGACCCCAAAACGGAUCGAUGGGACUCAAGUGGGAAGUGCCGUGUCCCGGCUUGGUGUGACCGAAUCCUGUGGAGGGGCAACAAUAUCAAGCAGCUCAAAUACCGGAGUCACAUGGAGCUGCAAACUAGUGACCACAAGCCUGUCAGUGCUCUCUUCACUGUGGGGGUCAAGGUGGUAAAUGAGCCGCGCCACAAAAAGGUGUUUGAGGAGAUUGUGCGCGCGAUGGACAGAAUGGAGAAUGAUUUCCUUCCAUCUUUAACGCUGAGCAGGAGAGAGUUCUCAUUUGGGAAUGUGAAAUUCCGCCAGCUUCAGAAGGAGCACUUCCUGAUAACGAAUGACGGGCAGGUCCCCUGUCACUUCGCCUUCAUCCCCAAACUCAACGACACGCAGUAUUGUAAGUCUUGGCUCCGUGCCGAGCCAAGCGAUGGAUUCUUAGAGCCCAACGAGACCCUGGAGAUCUACCUGGAGGUGUACGUCAGUAAAGACUCUGUCACGCUGCUGAACUCCGGAGAGGACGCCAUAGAGGACAUCUUGGUGCUCCAUCUGGACCGGGGCAAAGACUACUUCAUCACCAUCUCUGGGAACUACCUGCCCAGCUGCUUCGGCACCUCGCUGGAGACCCUGUGCCGCAUGAAGAAGCCCAUCAGAGAGAUCCCCAUCACCAAGCUGAUCGACCUGGAAGAGGACAGCUUCAUGGAAAAGGAGAGGUCAAAGGUUAGCUUCCUGAUGUCUGAAGGUGCAAGUACAGAAGACAAACCGCUGAAGAUCCCCAAGGAAGUGUGGAUUCUUGUCAACCAUCUCUUCACCAGGUCCUGUGAUCAGGAGGACUUGUUCCAGACGCCAGGCCUGCAAGAGGAGCUGCAGAGCAUCAUCGACUGUCUGGACACGAGCAUCCCAGAAUCCAUCUCCGGCUGUAACCACUCUGUAGCCGAGGCUCUGCUGAUCUUCUUGGAGGCCUUGCCGGAGCCGGUGGUUUGUUACGAACUCUACCAGCGGUGCCUCGACUGCUCUCAUGACAGCCGCCUCUGCAAACAGUUGAUCUCCCAGUUGCCCCGCGCUCACCGCAACGUGUUCCGAUACUUAAUGGCCUUCCUGAAGGAACUCCUCAAACACUCACACAACAACAACCUGACUGCCAGCCUCAUAGCUACACUCUUUGCCAGCCUCCUCAUCCGACCCCCUCCCAACCUGAUGGGCAGGCAGACGCCAAACGAGCGGCAGAAAACCAUCGACUUCAUCCUGGGGUUCCUCAUGGCUGCAGACGAGGAGUAACCGAGGACAAAGGUACCUCACAACAACAGUCAGGUGUGUGACCUGCUGUUGGCUAUGGACCUGCUGGACGCUGUGUAACGUGAUCCACGUGCUACAUUAUCAUCUAUUGGAGACCAGUGCAGAGGUUUUGCACCCGUUUCACAAACUCUCAUGUCAAAGGAACUCGAGACCAAGUGUCCUAUCUUCAGUUUGUUCACAGUGUGACAGCUCAGUGGAUUCGUUAGUACUUGUGCGAGGUUUGAACUGUUGCCUCUGCACUUUCUGAACACCUCCACACUAGAGCUGUCCUUAACUGAGACUUCUUACCAUGCCAAAACAACCCCUGAACAGUGAGUGGUGUGAAUGUGAAAAUACUACCUAUCCAGAGAUGCUAAGCAAAAUACUAAAUUACACUAAAAGUAAAUUCCUGAAGUGUUAAGAAGUAGACUGAAUACAAUUCUAAAUAGUUUGAAAUGGGAUAAUUAUAGAAAAAUGUAUCGCUAAGAAUGUUAAAGCUUUAGAUAAGUCAUGACAAUCAUCAUUUUAACUGAGGGGACAACAUUAUAGAUAUCUUCGAGAUAAUCCUUGUAUUUUAACUGUUAUUUAUAUAUUUUUUUCCAUGUUUGCAACACUUUAUGGUUUCUGUGGUUUAUUUUCAAGCUCUGCAUUCUUUAAAAAAAUGCAUCGCUUUUUUUAUUUUAUUAUCAUCAUGUCAUAGAUAACUGUGUCGUGGACGUUUGAUGUUGUUUUGUAACUCAAAGCCUGAGCCCUACAUCUAGUUUUGCCAGUUCCUCUUGAGUUACAAAGACACUCUGUUAACACUCUAACUUCCUGGUCAACCGGAAUCAAACAAAGAGUCACCCUCUGUGAUUCUCUGUGUCUUAAACUGUGUAAUACUGAUUGUUUCCAUGUCUCAUGGGUGUUUGACUGUCCGUAUCGUGAUGCAAAUCUGUAAAUGUGUCCUACAGUUUGUCAUGAAGGUGGUACUGUUAUUGUCUGUGUUUGUUUAUGUGUCUUUUUCCAAACUUCUGCCUCAUCUUAAAGCACAUUUUUGUUAUUUUAGGCCUAUGUGAUGCCAAGAUACAGCUGUUGUUCCCCAUAGUGAAACCAGAUGUGUAAUACUUUUGUUUUAGGUGAUGCAGCACUUUCACGGUGCAAGAUAUAAUGACCCAUUAUUCUACAGGAUACAAACUGUUUCAUGUGUGCCACUAAGGUCAUUUUCUUCUGUAUUCACUGUUGAAAGACAUUUCCUGGUUACUGAAAUAAGGAACUGUUAUGCUCUGUGUAAUAGCCAUUUCCUCUUUCAUAGUUUUACCCAAGAGAUGUCAGCGUUAAUUCUCCUAGUCGACAAAAAUAUUUACAUGUAUGACAUUUCCCUGUAUCUCCUGUAGUGUAUACAUGUCAGAAAAAAGCCCAGAGGUUUUCUUCUCCGAUGCUCCAGGAGGUUCAGAAGAUGUAUUGUUUGGUGACAAAGUGACAACACUGACAAUCAUGUCAUGUAUAGUCCGGCUGACGUUACUCAUCUCUUGCGUAGUUUUUUUCUGCCUUAUUGCCAUCAAUACACCAUUUCCCUCUGAUGAUGUAAACAUAGCUGAGCUUUUUCACUAAGAGGCUCGGCCUGUACGAAUAAUUCCCAGUGGUUCAGAUUUGGGAGUCAUUUUGUAUGUAUUUAUUCACUUGGUUUUAGAAGAACUAUCCUCAUUUCAAAUCAAUAUAAUCGAUAACCUCUGAUUUCCUUGUUUUGUGCUACUGUUCAAAAUGAUGUACUGCAUCGUGCUUUUUGUCUUCAGUUUUUGUCACAAUCUGUUCAUAAAAUUAAGGUACAUUUAAAAGGUACAUGAGGAAACACUCGCACCUGUUUUCAACUUUUCAGAGUUUUGGUGCUUUAAUUUAUUUAACAGAAAUAAAGCUGUUUUUGUUUUCCAUUUA
Molecule: messenger RNA, 5304 nt
Organism: Gymnodraco acuticeps
Lineage: Eukaryota; Metazoa; Chordata; Actinopteri; Perciformes; Bathydraconidae
Gene: ocrl
Product: OCRL inositol polyphosphate-5-phosphatase
Biological process (GO): signal transduction; phosphatidylinositol dephosphorylation
Cellular component (GO): membrane; cytoplasm
Molecular function (GO): phosphatidylinositol-4,5-bisphosphate 5-phosphatase activity; inositol phosphate phosphatase activity
Source: RefSeq, a predicted model, not a curated record